This is a messenger RNA of Saccoglossus kowalevskii, 794 nucleotides long. RefSeq lists its product as uncharacterized. Gene Ontology annotation, biological process: signal transduction. The record is from RefSeq and is a predicted model, not a curated record. Lineage: Eukaryota; Metazoa; Hemichordata; Enteropneusta; Harrimaniidae. Gene Ontology annotation, molecular function: protein binding.
UGGAUUUGUGAAAUGAAAUAUGCAAGUUUUUCUGAAUACUCUGCUUUCAAAACAUAAGGUGUGUUUUAAAAUAAAAUGAACAUGGCAAGAAUAAAAGAAAAUCAAGAUGCACUUGUUGAUGAUAUGAAGAAUUUGAACAUAAGUACUGGUAGUCCUGAAUCCAAACAGCACUACAUGGAUUUAUUUGACAACGAUGAUUUUAUAGAUGAUAUUGAAGAAUUGAACGAUUUGACAGACGUGGAAAUCAAGGCAAUAAUGGAAGCUUCCAGACAAAUGUUCUCAGAGUCACAAAAGAAUGAAAUUAAGAAAUUUAUGAAACGAAGUGCCUACAGUUUAUUAGAAAUUUAUAAAGAUCUGGAUAAUUUCCCCCCAUUGUACAGUCUUCUUAGAAUUAUUGGACAUCAAAGAAAAGACAUCAUUGAACUUCUCAGAAAACAUCUACCUGCUGGCACAGCAGGUCCCAAAUUAAAUAGGGAAGUUUGUAUUAAGGAUAUGCCGAUUGAAAUAAGACUUGAGGUGGUAAGAGCACUUAGCAUCCAAAGGCCAGAUGGCCGUGAUUGGAGGCUGAUUGCAGAGCAACUGAAAAUAGAUAACUGGUGUAUAAAACUAUGGGAACAAAAGAAAGAUACUCCAAUGGAAAAUGUGCUUUUCGUAUGGGAAAAACAGACUGGAUCUACGGUUGGGAGACUUUAUGAUAUGUUGGUGAAAAAUAAUAUGGGGCAGAUUGCUGAUAUCUUAUAAUUAGUUUUCAUUUUUUCAGGACAAAAAACGAAGAUUGACUUUCAGAUUAUUUU